AUGAUAACACCAUCCGGACCGAGCGAUCCGGACCAUAUUGGGGAUGGCAACAAAACGCCGGAAAAUAAACCACGACUGGCGGCAUUUCGUUUGAUGGCUGGCCGACUGACAGUGAAUGCCAUUCAAUCAGUGGCCGUCACAGAACUCCUUCUUCUACCCGGACACAUCGCAUCCCACAUAACGAGCAUCCUAUGUGAAAUGUUGCUCGGGAUUGUCGCGUUGCUUAUCGUCCGGAUAGAGGCAUCGGAUUUUGACUAUGCCAGAAUAUUAGGUACUCCAAAAAUGACGUGUGUGGAAGAUGGGGUGAUGCUCGACAUUGAGACAUCACUGCCGUUUCAAGGUCGAAUUUAUGUGACGGAUAAGAACGGGUCUCGCGUCUACUCGGGCUUCAUCUCAAUCGGCUUCCAUCCGGUGGUGAUGACCCCGUCGGAUCGGGUUUUCGCGUUGCGUUGCCUCGACGAGGCUCCGGUCCGAGAGAUCAGCGACCGAUCAGACGUAAAUUGUACACAUGCCGUCCGUCAAGCCGCACAUUGGGACCGUAUGCCGACAAAUUUUACCAUUGGCGACCCGAUAGUGCACGACUGGAGUUGCCAGUUCCCGCGUGAAGAAGAAGGCCAAUUUUUGACGGUCUUAACAUACUGUAGUGCCGUGUCGCGCACCGGCCAGGUGAUGCACUUAAUUGAUGAAAAUGGUUGCAUCGUGGACCAGGAACUGCUCAGCGACCUCACCUACAGCAAUUAUCAAGUGAAAAUCUACGGGAGGGCGAAGAUGUUUCGUUUCGUUUCGGGUGAUAAAUUUCGAUUUGAAUGCCGACUGCGGAUGUGCCGGAAAGGUGUUGGGGGUUGCAACUCGGAAAGCAUACCCCCAAAGUGUGCAUUCACAAAAGAGGAAAUAUUGAAGCACAAAGAGGGUCGGCGAACGCGUUUGGAUGCUGUGGAUCAACAUUUCAAGACUAACCUCUUAAACGAUGCCGUCAGCUUUGCGAGGGAAAUUUCCGUGUCUAGCGAAUGGAUUCACGUAGCGCAUAAUGACUACACAGAUGCGGAAAACCUUCGAGAAAGAUAUCGAAUCAAUGGAGUUGUGGAUCACUCGAUGGAACCGUUAGCCCGACCUAUAAGGGCUCCACAUUUCCUCAAAUAUAUAUCAUAUCGGGAAGUUCAACCUCCAAUGGCCGCCACGAUGCGUUUCCUGCCCGUUUUGGCGACGAAGUUGGAGAGAUUUGAAAAAUCAAAGCCCACGUGGCGGACAACCUACAUAAUUUUACCUCCAGGCUCCACGCCUUCACCCGAUUUAUUCAGGGAAACUAAGGGUGAAGAUGUGCUCCAGCUGACGUUACCGUCCACGGGAUGGCAGAUUGCGCAAACCCCAAGAGUUGCACUACCUUUUGACGAUGUCCCGGCAGGAACCACGACAACAACAAGACGACCGAGAAAAGUCGUGUAUCGGCCAAAUGAAUCGGAGGCGCGAGAAGAUGAUCUCGAGCUAAUGGAUCUUAACGCCGGAGAACCACCGUUCGAUGCUGACAGCGCGGAAAUCAAUCGAAUUCCGGGGAGUGUAAAUGAUAUUCAAGAACAAUUUGAAAACCAUCGGCAACAAUGGCGCCUGGACGAAGUACCGGUGAAUCAGAAUGAAACGAUUAUCCUGGCUGGGGCCCAGUGCUCUAAUUCGACAACAUCCGGGACCUCUCAAAGAUGCAAAUGGAGCUCGAUGGAGAACAUCUUGUUGGCUUGGUCGUUCGGGUCGUUGGUGUUGUGGAUUAUACUUGGAGCCGUAUGCUUUCACCGAUAUAACAGUAAGAAGCCGGCGUGGACGAGACGUCGUCACAUGAUCUCAGCCGCAUGUGUGAUCCCCCGCGAGCAUCCUUGGACCCACCAGGAUGCAUUCGUUGAGCCAAAACCCGCAUACCACAAGAAAGAAAUUGAUCUCCAGCAUUUG
This is a messenger RNA of Mesorhabditis spiculigera, 1935 nucleotides long. Lineage: Eukaryota; Metazoa; Nematoda; Chromadorea; Rhabditida; Rhabditidae. The record is from the annotation of a GenBank genome assembly.